GGGAAGGAGCGCCUUUUACCCUUCACUGGCUACGACCGGUAACCGCUCUAGUGCAUGUUAUCAUCACUCUAUAUUUGGUCAAUGUUGUAUUGCUUUUCUAGACACGCAUGGGACCUUGGAUUUUGCGCACAAACUCAUGCAUGCGCUUUUAAAUAUAAAGACGGUGCUUAGUUCUUUGAACCGAAGGUGGUAUAUCCUCUUCCUCCAGAGGCAUAUGCAUUAGACACGGGAGCACGGGAGUGCAAUUCUGGUCACGGACAGCGCAUUUCACAGAGGGAAGGCUGUCCCGAUAUUUACUACGGAGGGACUGUCACCUGAGUAGCGACAGGCGACAAGCGACAAGCGGGCACCUGCAGUAGGAUGUAGCGACAUUCUCCUGCUACUUCCCCGUGGACGCCCACCACAGAAGUGCUGCCCCUGUCCGGCCACCCGUGAGAAGGCUUGGGCUAUGGGUGCCUGCGUUUACGGGCCCUGCUAUGCUUGAGGGAAGCAGGAAGCGACCAUGGAGACCGACAGUUACGGCCAGCAUCCGGAAACCAGCGAUGGGUUGGCCAGGGUGGCCGGGGAGGAAGGCCCAGAGGGCUCGGCUGGGGCGGGCCUGGAUUCGGGCUGGUACCUGCCGUACCCAGUCAGCUUCCAGGCUUCACUCACCAGCUUCCUCAUGCUGGAGCUCAUCCUGGGCUUCAGCAGCAACCUGACGGUGCUGGUUCUCUACUGCGCCCAGUCCAACCUUGUUGACUCGGUCAGCAACAUGGUGACGGUGAACCUGCACGUGCUCGAUGUCAUCGUGUGCGUGCUCUGCCUGCCGCUGACGGUGGUGGUGGUCCUGCUCCCGCUGGGCCGUGACCUGGCGCUGCUCUGCUGCUUCCAUGAGGCCUGCGUCACUUUUGCCAGUGUGGCCACAGCCAUCAACGUGCUGGUCAUCAGCGUGGACCGCUACGACAUCUCCGUGCGGCCGGCCAAUCGGCUGCUGACGCCCCGCCGGGCCGCCCUUCUGCUCACCGCGGUGUGGGCCAUCUCGCUCGCCGUGUUCUUCGUGCCCUUCCUUGAGGUGGAAUUCCUCUCGGGGCUGUCGGACGAGGGCGAGCAGGCCUGGCGUAAUCGGACGCUACUGUGCGUGGGAGGCCCUGGCUACCCAGCCGUGGAGCUGACUGGCUACUACCACCUGCUACUGGAGGUGCCCAUUUUCUUCACCGCGGUAGUGGUCAUGCUGGUCACCUACUCCAAGAUUCUGCGGGCUCUCAACAUCCGCAUCAGCUCCCACCUUCGCAAGAGUCAGCGUCCUCGCAGCUUGGGCUGCAGGGGGCGCCGUCUGCGCCGAAGGCGGAAGGGUUCGGCAGCGGGGGAGAAAGACAGGGGGAGGGCAGAGUCUUCCAGCCAAGGUCAGCGCCUCUCGCAGCCUCCUCUAAUUCCCUCCCCCACGCCAACAGCCACCUCACCUCCUCCCAUGUCCUCGGCGCCCCUAGUGGCAGCUGAUGGAACUGCGGGAGAUGCCACCCCUGGCCCCAUCCCGACAUCCAUGGGGGUGCACGCUUCCGUAUCGGCCAUCAUCGCGCUGCGACGGGCCGUCCGCCGACACCGGGACCGGCGAGAGCGGCAGCGGCGUGUCUUCCGCAUGUCGCUCAUCAUCAUCUCCACCUUUCUGGGUUGCUGGGCACCCAUCUCGGUGGUGAAUGUACUCAUCCUGAGCCUGGGUCCCAGCCAGCACCUGGUGCGCCUCCGCCUCUGCUUUCUGGCGGCCGCCUACGGCACCACUAUUUUCCACCCGCUGCUGUACGCCUUCACGCGGCAGAAGCUGCGCCGUGCACUACGCACCCGGGUCAAGAAGCGCGUUGUGUCGCUGCUGCAGGUGGACCCCGCCCCCAGCGGCACCGUCAUCCAUAACUCAUGGGUGGAUCCUCGCAAGGGGCGCAAGCAACGGCAGGAGGGCAGCGACGCCACAGACCGCUGCCUCACGGAGGCGGUGCGCGAGUGAGGCGGCACGGCGCUGCGCCACCAUGUCCGCGCGUCCCGUGUCCGUACAUCUGUGCUUCCGGUGCGUGUGCUUGCCUACACGUGUGUGCGCUUCAGGGACUAAACAUCCGACAGCUGAUACAUUACAGCUGAAUCAGGGUCUGUAAAUCUUCCAAUAAAAUCCAAAGCAGUUUACGAGCAACGUCAGUUACGGAUUUAUGGACAGCGUUUCGUUUUUACUUUUAAGACAGAGAGUUUACAUCCCACACUGGUGUCCUGAGUGAGUGAGUGAGUGUGGUGGUUCCUCAUGAUCCUGCCCGAGAUCAGCAGGAUCUACAGGUUUGCCAAUGAAUUCCCACUCUCCCUGAAAACAUGCUUAGUAUUCUUCAGGUAGAGCUAGUAGCUAUGGCGAUCCAUGCACAGGAUAUAUCACAUUAUACAAUAAAUCGACCUACUAAAGUUACAAGGUGACAGACAAAUGUGCAGCACCAGCGAUGCAUGUAUGAUCACACGCAUGGACACCCAUUUAAGAGCCUGGAUGACUCGGGGAAGUGUACAUUUAUUAUCUGAUGUGCAGGUCUGGUUGGUAGGAAGGUGAGAAGUGUAUUCAGUUCUGUAUUUUCACUCUUUUUACACUCUUGAUUGAUGGUUGCUAAUUUUUAUUCAAGAGUACAAAGUGCAUAGCAUUUGAAUGGGGACAGAGCAAUCUAGACAGCAGGAACCCAAAUGUAUCUCACAGAACCUCCUAAAUAAGAAAUCAUGUUCAUUUUGUUUAAAGCACAGUGGGGGACAUUUGUAAGGCACCAUUCUGAAGAGAUAUUGAUCUCUGAAUAUGUUAGGUAAGAAAUAUUGUGAAAUAACUUCUGCCAGUAUCUCUGGUUUAGUUUCCAACACACAAUGUUAAUAGGAAAAUUAGGGCCUAAAGUGAAUAAAUACUUGAAAAUACAAAGGACUUGAAAUAGCUCAGUGUUACUCGACUGUUUUUUGUGCUGCGGUGGUAAAUACUAUUGCCCUAAUAAUGUUUACUUUUCACAGUCACCAUUUUAGGGACAAUAUGAAGACAAGAAGCUAACAGCAGAUUAGCAGGUUAGCUAAGUAGAAAUCUCUUAGUGGGUUAUACUGUAUAUUUAGCAGACUCAAAUGUAAUUACAGGUGAAAAUUGUGCAUGGAAAUAGUUUUGUUAAAAUGGUACACCUGUUCCAAAGUUAUAUAUGUCCAAACAGAAUUAUCACAAUUGGUCAAUCCAGUUCUAAAAGCUUUAGAAGGUGCACUAGGUAUGUGAGAUAAUGUUAAUUAAUACCCAUAUCACAAUUAAAAAAAAAAAAGUUUGCUGGUACAGUGAAAUUUUCUGAGCUGUUUUGUGAAAUUUACAUGUCAGCUCAAUGUAACCACUUUGUAGAGGGCUGAAUGAUUUUGAUCAAUCUGGUAAUUUUGUAUUUUUGUUUGUCCAAGGGACAGCAGUCUGUACACUAUAUAUCUUGUGAUAUUAAUUACCAAAAGAAAAAAUUACCAGAUUAGUUGCUACGUAUCAUUUGCUCUUUGAAACACUGUACAUAAGGCGAGAAAAUGAUAUGUACUUAAAAUCCUGUGCUUGGCUGUUGAGAAGUUUGUGAUCAAGAUGAGACCUUAGA
This is a messenger RNA of Paramormyrops kingsleyae, 3584 nucleotides long. Its product is annotated as G-protein coupled receptor 22-like. Gene Ontology annotation, biological process: cellular response to hormone stimulus; G protein-coupled receptor signaling pathway. Gene Ontology annotation, cellular component: plasma membrane. NCBI's taxonomy places the organism in Eukaryota, Metazoa, Chordata, Actinopteri, Osteoglossiformes, Mormyridae. The record is from RefSeq and is a predicted model, not a curated record. Gene Ontology annotation, molecular function: G protein-coupled receptor activity; peptide binding.